This is a messenger RNA of Psilocybe cubensis, 1299 nucleotides long. RefSeq lists its product as uncharacterized. The record is from RefSeq and is a predicted model, not a curated record. The transcript is spliced from 2 exons. NCBI's taxonomy places the organism in Eukaryota, Fungi, Basidiomycota, Agaricomycetes, Agaricales, Agrocybaceae. Bases 1 to 1299 code for a protein of 432 amino acids.
AUGUUCCACCCAGCACCUGCUCCUCCGGUACCUCCUCGUGGAGGCAUGAGGUCACCUAUAACACCCGUUUUCAACGUCCCGCACAAGACACCAUGCGACGACAACUCUGUUGAUUUGUCUAGACUUUUGGCAAGAAAGCCUCCUCCACCACCGGUCCGGUCAAAGAAUUUUGUUCCUGCAACUCAGAUUGUGACUCACAUUCGACCAGUGGCUUUUCAUCCCCCGCCACUAAAUUUAUCCUCAAAACCUGUCGUGGUUGAGGAAGACCCGGUGCAGAUAGUAGCAACUCCCUAUCCUGAAAUUCCCUCAUGUCUGCAGUGCAGAGAUUUCUCCAAAGUAGACGCACAUGCAGCACUAUUCCCAAGAACAUCGGUGCAUUCCUUGCAAAAUCUGGCCCUUGGUCUAGAGGAACCUUUCGAGGAUGAGGUGGACAAAGCGAGAGUCAUCUUCACGUGGCUACAUUGCAACAUAGCGUACGAUGCUGUAUCCUUUUUGACUGGCAAUGUGCAGCCUUCGACUCCUGAAUCAACAUUGGCGUCCGGUCUGGCAGUGUGCGAGGGUUACGCAGGCUUAUUUGAACAGCUUGGAGAGCUGAUGGGUUUGCAGGUACAUACGGUGUCAGGGCACGGAAAAGGGUACAGCUACCAGCCACUUAAAGCAGGUGAUGCGAUCCCAGAGAAAAGCAGUGGCCAUGCAUGGAAUUGCAUUCUCCUCAAUGGUGAAUGGCACUUGGUCGAUCCUUGCUGGGGGGCCGGAGUAUUGACUGGGAGCGGCACAUACGAAGCCAAGUUCUCGCCUCACUGGUUUAUCUCAUCCCCCAGCGAGUUCGGACGAACACAUUUCCCUACAGAUCCUUCCUUUCAGCUGACGCCCGAGCAGACCACAUGGGAAGAGUACAUUCUAGCACCAGAGACACCGGUUAUAACGUCCGAUUUUCAUCUGUAUGGAUACCACCCAAUGUUCUUGCAACCUUCAGAAAAACAUGUACCAGAACGACAAUUCGUGCAAUUUAGUGUAUCGAAGAGAUGCCAACAUGCAUCGAUGGCAGUUGCUGAUAACUAUUUGCUCGUGAUCAGUACCAAUGACAAAGACUUCGUUCCCCUGGCCUUUAGUGAGGAACUCGAUGCAUGGACGGUUAACAUUUUCACUCCAAGGAAUGGCGACAUCACCUUGUAUAUCGUAAAUUCCGUCAAUGCUCAAGAUGCAAGGGGUUUAAGCAUUGAAGGAUUUGGCAAAGCCAAAGGUCGGAAAGUAAUGGGUUUCAAGGGCCUCGCGAUGUGGUCUGUGGCCCACUUAUGA